AUGAGCUUCGAACGUUAUCAUCCAUCUAAACUAAACAUGGAAUCUAAUGACAACAAUCAUCAUCACAAUGGCAACAAUCAUGUGCACUUAAAAUAUGCUCCUGUCAAAAUUAUUCACAACGAUAUUGCCAAUAGUGAGGAAAGACGCAAAUAUCCAUAGUUAAAUCUACGCUUCCAACCAGCCGAUGAAACCAUUACUCGCCAAGAUCCAACUGUCACCAUCCCUCUCAGCUUCCUACAAUAACUAAUUUAAUAAGCCUAUUCCAAUAAAUAGUUAAGAACACUAAAUAACCCCUCUUUUCGAGUCGAAGAGAACAGAAAUGACGCCGUUGAGGAACUAAUCAAAUAGAUCGAAAUCUAACAAAAAGGAUUCUACCCUAUUGAUGAAGAAAAAAAAAUAUAAAAUGUUCUAAUCUAAAAUUAAAUGAAUUUUAUUUUUUAACAUGAAGAAGCAAUUUAAAUUAUUGAGAUCUACUUUUCAGAAAACACCAAUCUCAAGCCCCAUUUCAAAACAUGGCUAUAGCAAUUCGAAGUAAAGGCCAUCUAGGAUAUGUUGAUCUUAUGUCAUUCUGAUCCCAAAGGGUAAUAAUGCUAAGAUCUAUUUAAAACCCUAUUCUAAAAGUUGUCUAUUGAAUUCUAUCAAAAACAUGCUUAUGCCUAAGUCUUAAGAAGCGACCAACAAGAAAAGCUCAAAUAUCUCUCCCAAAUAGGAGAAAUUUUAAAUAAAAUAACGAAACCAUAAGAAUAUUAUUAUUUUAAGCAACGAUGA
Messenger RNA from Paramecium tetraurelia, 768 nucleotides. RefSeq lists its product as uncharacterized. The transcript is spliced from 3 exons. NCBI's taxonomy places the organism in Eukaryota, Ciliophora, Oligohymenophorea, Peniculida, Parameciidae. The record is from RefSeq and is a predicted model, not a curated record.